AAUUCUCAAAACCCAGGAAGUAACUACAAACGCUAUGUUCUCUCGAUUGAAGGAGAUGCGUCUCGAACUGAAUGAAUUCACAACUUGCCUUGAGAUGUUCAACGCGCCUGCUCUCUCAGCAAUACUUGCAAGAUCCACUCAACUCCGGAGUCUUCGUCUUGGGAGUCGCGAGCCUCCACGACACUACAGUAGCCUCCAUACCUCGCGAUUCUUACGGUCGAUCUCUUCUUCUUACCUCGAAACACUCCAUCUCUACCAACUUGAGCUCACAGAAUCAAGCCUCGGACAACUCUUGGCCAAGACGUGCAAACUAAAGCGCUUGAGCAUGCUGAAUUGCAUUAUGUUCAAAGCUUCAUGGAUUUCGACAAUGAAACAAAUCAAGAACACACUUCCGGAACUUGACGAUCUGCACCUUUUCAGUCUCACACCCUGUAUGGUUCGGGCUAUGCCAAGGCUAUUGGAGGAGUAUGAAGCUAAGCUCCUGUCAGUAAUCAACGUGCGUGGUCAUUCAUGUAUACAGUCACGUUUGGAAGAGACAAUACAGAGCUAUGAGACUUUUGCUGAUGGGAUAUCGGUCAUGCUCGUUGAAAGUGGAGAUGAUGACCCUUGGUAGUAGGUAAUCGAAGCAAUGAGGCAGCAAGAUAAAAUCGGAAAGACCGGGAGCACAAUAGGUCUUGCCAUAGGUGGAUACCUAAGAUGAAAUAAUUCAGAUAAGCGAACAU
Molecule: messenger RNA, 722 nt
Organism: Aureobasidium pullulans EXF-150
Lineage: Eukaryota; Fungi; Ascomycota; Dothideomycetes; Dothideales; Saccotheciaceae
Exons: 1
Coding region: 35-613 (192 amino acids)
Source: RefSeq, a predicted model, not a curated record